Amborella trichopoda is the source of this 592-nucleotide messenger RNA. RefSeq names its product dirigent protein 1. NCBI's taxonomy places the organism in Eukaryota, Viridiplantae, Streptophyta, Magnoliopsida, Amborellales, Amborellaceae. The record is from RefSeq and is a predicted model, not a curated record.
CAUUGAAUCAAAGAUGAGAGGAACCGCAGCGUUAGCCACUGUCAUGGCCUCAUUGUUGCUCUUCUUCUCGUCCAUGCCGAUUGGCCAAGCACAGCUAGGCCUAGACCUAGGUGGACCAAAAGUGAGCCGCAUCCAAUUCUACUUACACGAUCUCCUUGUCGCAGAGAAGCCUACGGCAGUGCCUGUCUCUGAAGCCAAGACGACAGGCGACUCGCCCAGUCGCUUUGGCGAGGUUGUCGUUAUUGACGACCCCUUGACCGAAGGACCGGAGCUCACAUCCAAGCUUGUUGGUCAGGCUCAAGGCCUGUAUCAUUUCACAUCCCAAAGUGAGAUCACUUUGUUCGAGUCCCACACUAUAGUAUUCACAGGCGGCAAGUUCAAUGGUAGCAGUCUCAAUGUGGUGGGGAGGAAUCCACUUCUGCAUACGGUGAGGGAGUUGUCGAUUGUCGGAGGUACAGGAGUUUUCCGCCUGGCUCGUGGCUAUGUUCUUAAAUCAACCCACUCUAUCGAUCCCGCAACUCUGAAUGGUAUAGAGUUCUGCAAUGUAACUGUUUUCCACCACAGAGGAAAUGGCAUGCAUGAAUUGUUUUAG